Molecule: messenger RNA, 2788 nt
Organism: Diorhabda sublineata
Lineage: Eukaryota; Metazoa; Arthropoda; Insecta; Coleoptera; Chrysomelidae
Exons: 6
Coding region: 1648-2721 (357 amino acids)
Biological process (GO): triglyceride biosynthetic process
Cellular component (GO): plasma membrane
Molecular function (GO): diacylglycerol O-acyltransferase activity; long-chain-alcohol O-fatty-acyltransferase activity
Source: RefSeq, a predicted model, not a curated record
CAAUCUCAUUAAUAUCAUAAUGACGAUAAAUCUAAAAGACUCAAACGAUAAUAUUGUAGCCGACAUUAGAACUACAAUAAAUGAAAAAUUGAUAGGAUACCCUAAUAAGUAUGCGAAAAUAUUGUGUUCAUUGAAUUCCUUUUUGGGUUUUCCGUUUCUUCUAAGAGAAAGUGUCAUCGCUGACGAUUACAUAACUAUCAUAGACAUUGGACAAACAAAAUUCAAUUCAAUGAAAGACUUGAUGUUUUCUUACAGUUACAAACCUUUACCUUCGGACAACAAAUUACUUUUCGAAGUAAUUGUAGUUAAAGCUACAAAAGAAUGGAAAGAAUCUAAUGAUAUAAAGGUAGUUUGAAGAAUAAUAUUCGGGGACACACCAGUCUCAAUUAACACGAAAUUAUAGAAUAAGAAGGCGGGAUAAUAACGAAUGAAAACGAUAAAUCCAAAAACAGUUUAUAAUUUGUAUUAAAAAUUAUAUUUCCAAACAAACUUAUUCAACUGCAUCUCCAAUCACUACUUUUAUAAAAAUAUAUAUCGUGUGACGCAGGACAUAGAAGGAUUCUUAAAUAUUAAUUUGGUGAAUUUCAAUUUUCGUAAUGAGACUCGUCGUAUCAAAUAUCUAAAUUGUAAACUGUUGUAGAAUCGUUUUGGGUUAUCAACAACUCUGCACUCAUACCUAGAAAAUACUUUGUAAGAGACUCCAUAUCUCAUUGAUUUGCUUCUUAAAUACUCUAAUGUUUUUCUUUUUUAUUUAUACUAUUAUUAUCGUUGAGGUGAAUUUAUAAACACUUCUUUGACUGCAUAAUAUAUUUAAACACUUUACACUACAUUUAACUUAUUGGUAAGUAUUAAAUUAUUCGAUCACUUUUCUAUAUCGUUCUAACUCCGCUAAACAUGCUCGAUAUAUAUAUAGCAGAAACGACAUUUCUAGAAUUCUAAAAAUGAACAAACAUCAGAUAAUAUCAGCGGCAAAGACAAAAUCAAUGGUUACUUCCAAGACACCGAUCAGAUGUAAGCUUGUGGUGGAUAACAAAAUAAUACACCAGGAAAUGAAAUUUAAAUAUCUGGGAAUCGAAAUAUCUGGACACAGGGACGUGGAGACGGAAGUAAGAAACCAAGCUACAAGAGCCUCAAGAGCAACACCAUACCUAAAUGACACAAUCUGGCGAAAUAAAUACAUUCGAACUGAAGCAAAAGCCCGCGUUUACAAGACCGCAAUCAGACCUAUAUUAUCCUAUGCAGCAGAGACCCGACCUGAGACCUCUAAAACGAAACGGAUAUUGGAGAUUACAGAAAUGAAAAUAGUUCGAAGAAUAGCGGGAAGAACACUACUGGAUAAAGAAAGGAGUGAAAACAUAAGACGAACAUGCGGGAUAGAUAAUAUCAAUGACUGGGUACUGGAUAGAAAGAUAAAAUGGAAUGAGCACAUUGACCGCAUGGCGGAAGAACGAAUUGUGAAAAUAUCAAGGGACAAAUCACCAGCAGGACAAAGAAGCAUUGGAAGACCUAGGAAAAGAUGGAGUGACAACCUCCCAGGUGACUGAGCAGAGGCAAUGACGUGAAGAAAAACAGGCAAUGAUGCCUACACACAUCAGGAAGAAGAAAGAAUAAGAACAAACAUCAAACAGGCCGAGACUUGACGAAAUCAUGAAAUUCCAUUAUAACAAUUUCUUUGUAUAUCAGCUCUUUCUUCUGCCUUGUAGAUUCAAAUUUUUUUUUCAGGAAUAUCAAGUUCCGAUGUUAAUAAGAAUAAAUCAUGUGAUAGCUGAUGGUCUCUCAGCUAUGAAUUUGUUCGCACAUACAUUUGGUGAAAACGACGUAAAGCUAGAAGAAAGCCUUAAGAAUAUACCGAAGAGUCCGGAAUGGCAAAAACUUCCCAUUUUUCAAUUCCUUCAGAAUCUUUUAUAUUUCUAUUUAGUACCAGGAUAUCUCCUGGUGAAAAAUUUCAGAGGUGAACUGAAAUCGCUAACAGGUCAAUCGUACGAAGGACCAAUGACGUCGUUUAGGCAAAAUGUUUCUUACGGUACCGAGAAACCUGGAGAGGGUUUAGUUCAGAAAAUCAAAUCAAUGAAAAAGCAGAUUGGAGAUACUAGUUUUUCUGAAAUAAUACUAACAGCUAUAUCGGCCAGUCUAUACAAGUAUUAUCAAAAAGCUCUGUAUAAAGUACCCGAAUCUAUAUCGACAGCAAUAGUUGCAACUAAAGAUUUGAAACCUUUAACAAUAAAUGGGGUACCACAAUUGAGGAACCAAUUUGGUAUAGUACCUGUGCAAAUGCCCAUCAAACUCCAUACCCAUUCUAUAUUGGAAAGAUUGCAGGGAAUCAAGAAAUUUACCAGGAAAUUGAUGAAGGAUCCCUCCGAACUAAUGAUCAGCAAUUUCAUAACGUUUAAUUUGUUGAAAUUUCUACCAACACCUUUAAUUAAACGAUUGUUACCUCUAAAGGGUUACGCCACUGUGAUAAGUAAUUUACCAGAAUUUCCUAAAAUUGUCAUUUUUAAUGGACAUGUCGUAGAAGACGCGUAUUUCUUCACCUUACAACGAGAUGAAAUGUCUACUGGGUUUGCUGUGGUGAGCUAUGAUAGUCGAGUGCAUCUCGGAUUUGUCGGCGAUGCAGCCUCAGUACCUUCUAUAGAAGACUGCGACGGCAUCGUUAGCGAGUUUUUCAAUACAUUCGAUUUGCUUCAAAAGGAAAUAGACAAAAAGCGAUCGAAUCCUUUAUAAAUAUUGAAUAUUCCCAAGCAAAUUUCAUAGUACGAAGUUAUUAUAGAAUAAAUUAAUAAUGUACAAA